AGGAGAAUAUCCUCGGAAAAUAAGCGCAUUGUGUACCCUUUGCAUGAUCCAUAUAAUGAACUCAAGACAUUAUAAACUCUUUGUUCCUCUUGACUGAUACAAUAUGAAUAACACGGUCCAUGUGUCUACAUGAAUUUAUGUUGAAUUUGACUAAAGAAUAUGAAUCAAAUCAUAAAGUAUUUCAAAUAUUAUGCAAGCAUUGUGUUACGGAAAAUCCUUACUGCUUCCCCACACUUAUUUUUUUCUCAAGAAGUUUAACCAUCUUAUUUGCUUGACAAAAGAGCAAUCUGGAUGUCUCAUGAUGAACGCGUACACAUAACACAUGUAUAUAAAGAUCAAAUUGCUUUGAAAUUUUUGCAGGGUUUAUACCUUUUCUUUUUUUUUAUUAAUUAUCAUGGUGAAUAUUCCUGUUGCACCAGCAGGCAUAGAAGAUCAAGUUGCUUUUGUUCAACCUCUAGCACCCAUUGGCAGUAGUCUAGUAGGCUCUUUUUUUGUCGGUUUGAUACCAUUGUUAUUAGUUUUGGUCCUGCUUGGUGGGUUUAAAUUACCAGCGCAUUAUUCCUCUUUAGCAGGACUGAUUGUGUGUAUUUUCAUUGCUAUCUUUGGCUGGCAUAUGCCUGCUCAACAAGCAUUUGAAUCGAUUGGAAAUGGUAUUGUGUUUGCUAAUUGGCCUAUUAUGUGGAUUGUAGUAAAUGCCAUGUUUAUUUAUAAUACAGCUGUUGAAUCUGGUGUGUUUUCUUAUUUUCGUCGAUGGAUAUUGACAUAUACACCACCCGAUAAGAGAAUUAUCUUGCUUAUUAUUGGAUACAGUUUUGGUGCUCUAUUAGAAGGUGUUGCUGGCUUUGGUACUCCUGGUGCCAUCUGUUCUUCUUUGAUGGUGUCUUUAGGCUUUGAUCCUUUAGAUGCUUUGACAUAUACAUUAGUGUUUGAUACAACACCAGUCGCAUUUGGAGCCUUGGGUAUCCCAGUAACAACUUUAGCUACCAUUACCGGUCUUCCAGUCAUGAGCCUCUCUGCCAUGAUGGGUCGCCAGCUUCCUCUUCUUAGUCUGCUUCUUCCUCUUUAUGCUCUUGGCUUCUAUGCAGGCUUUCGAGCUGGUAUUGUUGAAUGCUGGCCAGCAGCACUUGUGGCUGGACUCUCUUUUGCUGUGAUUCAGGCUAUCUUUGCUAAUUUGGUAGGACCUGAACUUCCUGAUUUAAUUGCUGGUCUUGUCUCUUUAAUUUCAAUCAUCGCGUUUGUACAAUUUUGGAAGCCCAAAUAUCGACCUGAAUAUCAUGCAAGAUUGAUUGCAACUAAUCCGCAAGCAGAAGACGAAGAGAACAACGUCGACAGAGACUCUAUUCAUCAUACAGAAGAAGUCUCUGAGAAAAAGAACAAGCAGCAUGAUGCGGGCGAGACAGUAACACACGAUGAAAAUGUAACAUCAAGACUGGAAGUGGAAAAACCUACUUUGUGGGAAGCCAUGUUGGGUUGGAGUCCAUGGUUAAUUAUUGUAGUUGUAGUCAUUAUUUGGACAUUUGCGAAAGCACCUUCGCAUGGAAGAAUAGCCGUCCAUUGGCCCCAUCUUCAUCAAGAAGUUUAUUUGACACUGUAUGGUAAACGAUAUGAUGCUAUCUGGACCUUUGAACCCUUGGCUACUGGUACUGCUAUCUUGAUUUCAUCAAUUCCUUUUAUGGGCCUUGUUCUUUUAAACGGUUCUCACCCUCGCGUGUUUUGGAUAGCUCUCCGUAUAACAGCCAAACAACUCUUUCUGCCUGUUUUGACAGUUUCCUUUAUUAUGGCCUUUGCUUAUCUCUACAAUUAUUCCGGUAUCGUCUACACAGUUGGGCUCACUUUAUCUUCUGUUGGAAGAGCGUUCCCCUUUUUAUCUGCCUGGCUUGGAUGGUUGGCAUGUUUCCUUUCUGGAAGUGAUACUUCCGCCAAUUCUUUAUUUGGAAAUCUACAAGUGGUCGCAGCAAACCAGAUUGGAUUGAGUGCUGUAUUGAUGGCCAGUACAAACUCAAGCGGGGCCAUUACAUCAAAAAUGAUUUCCCCGCAAAAUUUGACUACAGGUGUAUCAACGAUUGGAUUACAAGGCCAGGAAGGGCGUGUGUUGCGUCGUACUAUUCUACAUUCGAUUUUUAUGGUGUGUUUAGUAGGCGCCAUGGCAUGCGUUCAACAAUAUGGUAUUCCAGGUAUUAUUCCACCUGAAUAGCUUUGUACAUAUCUCUCUAUACAGUCCCCUAAAAAAAAAGGUUUCUUUUGUGUAAAAUGUAUUGCUUGAAGUUUAUUAAAUAUUUUAAAUAUGUCUAGCAUACUUGUGGUAAAACCUACAUACAUACAUAUAUAUAUAUAUAAAGAAAAUUUAAC
Gilbertella persicaria is the source of this 2349-nucleotide messenger RNA. RefSeq names its product lactate permease. Lineage: Eukaryota; Fungi; Mucoromycota; Mucoromycetes; Mucorales; Choanephoraceae. Bases 395 to 2194 code for a protein of 599 amino acids. The record is from RefSeq and is a predicted model, not a curated record. Gene Ontology annotation, molecular function: solute:proton symporter activity; lactate transmembrane transporter activity. The transcript has 7 exons. Gene Ontology annotation, cellular component: plasma membrane. Gene Ontology annotation, biological process: lactate transport.